Cataglyphis hispanica is the source of this 5503-nucleotide messenger RNA. RefSeq lists its product as uncharacterized. NCBI's taxonomy places the organism in Eukaryota, Metazoa, Arthropoda, Insecta, Hymenoptera, Formicidae. The transcript is spliced from 10 exons. Bases 526 to 4713 code for a protein of 1395 amino acids. The record is from RefSeq and is a predicted model, not a curated record.
AGCGCGCGCGACUCGCACUCGCUCGCGAGACGCCGAGGCGGCACAAGUGGACCGGUAACGGUUGUCACGUAUUCGCGCACUCUGCCAUUCGCCGUUUCCCCCUUCCCUUCCAACCCCUUCUCAUCGUGCGAUGUAAACACGCGGCCAGAGUUCGACAGGUGGUUGCAAACGUGCGCGUGGCACCCGAAUCCAAAUGAAAUUAACGUCGCGUUGGGCAAUCGACAAGUGAUCGUGAUAGUGUAUGACAUCCGUUCGUUGCCUGUCUAUCGUUCGUUCGAGAGAACGCGAACAAAGUGCAUUAUUAUAUACCGUUCUACUCUACCGGACGGUGCGCACCGCACAGUGAUCUCCCGUGGCAGUCGCCGACCUGGGUUCGCGGAUUCGAUUGUGUCGGGAUUGAGGAGAGGAAGAGAAAGACAGCCCGGCAGCGGCGUCGUGGGAAAGGGAUCAACGCCGCGGAUUUAUCGAUACAAGAUGAAUGGCGAAUCCUGCUGCAGUUCAUAGAGACGCCAGAUCGGCAUAGAAAUGGGCAACAGCAGUUCCCAUCAAUACUGCGCGUCCAAUGGACCGUCGCAGGAGGUUGGCAGACGCGGGUGGACGCAGUCCUUCCCUCGGGAGCUUGCAAGACAUCAUCCUCAGCAACCAGCGGGACACAAGGUCCUGCCGGAGCCGCCCAAUCAGCGAUUACGCGCCACCAAUAAUGGCAGCAUCAUUCACAACGGGGGAACCAUAAGCGGCCGCAAGCCUCCGGCCCUCACGCUUCCGCACGACCUUAAUAAGCCAGGAAUAUUCCGCAGCCGCAGUACUUCGGCGUCGAAUAUUGGCGCCUCUCGCGGCCGCAAGCUCGAGCACCGUUGCUGUCAAUAUCGAAGCGAGUUAGGAUGCUGCAUGGAAAACGAGAUGCAGGAGAUCAAGAGGUUUGGCAGCGAGCCCGAUCUGCGAUACUCGCCGAUGGGACAGGAGGCGACGCGUUGCAACGGGAAGCAGCAGCAUCAGCACGCGAUGGAGCACCGGCAUUGCGGAAACGGACAUUAUCCUGAACGGGAUUGCAAGGAGCGAGAGAGCCGAUACAAGAAUAAAAAGAAGUACAAGGCACCGGCGCCGCCAUCGAACGGCAUCGUCGACAGGACGUCCCCCGAUUCCUAUAGAUAUACGGAAUCUGGCCAGGAUCGUCAGAAUGGUUGUCGCGGCGAGGAGGAAGUUCAGCCACCGCCGAGACGAUCGCGUCUCUUCAAGACGCGAGCGGAAACGAAGAGAGCGCAAGUCAACUGGCUGUCUUCAUCGUCGCAAACUCAGGUAAUCGAAGAACGUUGCGAGAACAACGGUGGCGGUGGUGGAUUGGAGAACGAGCGACAGUGGCGAGGUGAGGACGGCCGUGUUGCCAGCAAAGAGAACAGACUCGCCUGGCGCGAUCUCCGUCAGGAUCGCUGGUGCCGGGAUGAGCAGAAGCGUUUGCGGAUCUUUGACGGCAAGAAUACGCUGCAAAGAAGCAUGAGCAGUCCGGAGUUUCAAGCAGAGCUAAUGCAGGUAGCCAGGAAAGUGCGCAACAAGCUCCACUGUAGCGGUAGGUCCUCGUCGGUAGCAGAGUCCGCGAAUCUGAUGGAGCGCAAUAGCGACAUCGAUCGAGGCUUUAAAGAGUCAAAAAUCGAAGAGACGAAGAGGCCGGAAAAACGAUUGGCAAAAAACGAGGAGAGUUUUCGCGAUGAAUGCGCGAUCGAGAACAGAAUCGUCGAGGAGAGGCGGCUGAUCGACCGCUGUAAUCGAUCCGAAACCAAACUCAACACGUACGAAGAACGUAAAGGAAAUGCUCGUGAUCUUGAAAGAACCAAGAAUCACCUGGAAGAGAGGCAAACGGAAGCCAUAUCGGGUGGCAAGAGACGAUUCAUCGAGAAAUUGGCGACGUUUGACGAAUCGUCUACGGCGCAUCCGAAGGAUCCUCCUCGGAAAAAUUCAAAGGAUCGUCUGAACGUAGCGAAAUACUCUUCGGGGGAGAGGUUUUCGUCGGAGAAACAACGGAAAGAUUUGCUCGAGGAUUAUCAACGAGCGAAGAGUGUGACUAAGAGUAAGAAGCAUGAGAACACGGCGGAGCCGGCGAGAACCAGAUCGGAGAGUCCGGUGAGACCCUACGUCAGGGCGACGGAUCCUCGCGGGCAAGGUUCCGGGAGGGAGAGUACGCCCGAACGAACGAGCGAGGCCAAAGAGAAAGGAAAGGAGAGAGAUUCCGAUCGUAGAUGGCGGAAGAGCGACGCUAGGAAUACUGAUGGCGCACCGGACGAGAAGAGAUGGCCCUGCGAACCUGUUCCCGCGAUAGUGGAGAAGAAGGACGCGAAAUCUAAAGAGAAGCUCGUGAGGAAACCAGAAGUCAAGGAAGUCGUGCGCGAGAAAAAUUGGCACGUAUUACCGUCGCCGGAGAAAUCCGCACCGAAGACUUUCUACUUCGGCAUGGACGAAGCAUUGUCGAAUGAGUCGCGGAAUUGCGUGGACCAGCAUAUGGAGCAGAUACAGUCAAGGUUGCAAACUAGAGAAGUCAAUGGAUCGAUCGAAUGUCACGAUUAUACGGAUGAUGGGAAAAGUGGAAUAGAGGAUAUUUCAUUAAAAUUACGACCAACACUACCUAAGAAGCAGCUGGAAAUUCCACGAUUCUCACCAUCGGCAGCGUGGAGGCUAUUGUCAGCAUUAGAAGCACCAGGACCAAACAUGAGUACGGCAAGCGAAGAGGUUCCGGUAAUGUUUGAGGAGCGCAUCGAACGUCUAUCUAGACCACCUCCGCCACUGAUCGCUCUUGGCCCGCGAAGUUCGCACGAUAAAUCGGGAGAUUCUGGUAUAUCCGGGGAUGCUGGUGCAGUUAAUGAUGACUCAUUAGACGUCAGCACCAAUACUAAUAAUAAUAGAUUGAAAACACCGGCGACAAGACCAACGUGGACGCCGCAGCAGGAUCUGGGAGAAGAAUCCAGUAGUGAUGCGGGUGUGGAUUCGCCUCCACCAAUGCCGACACCCGUGAAGUUUCCACCUAGGGCACAUGUGUUCUCGUUAUCGUUGCCGCGCGACGACAAUCGCAUGUAUCUAUACAAUCCGGAUUUAAAGAGCAAGGAGGGCUCGACUUUCAACUCGCUGCAGAAGCUGAAGCGAUCAGUAUCGGGCGCUCUCGGACUCGGUCCGUUGGAUCUCGAGAAGAAACGUAUUCGCGAUGUCCUUGAUGACAACUGGCUAUUGUCAACAAGUGCGCCGACAUCGCUGCAACACACACAGAUCACGGAUGCAACGCGUUCUUCACCACACGGUUGGAAGCCCAAUUUCGAUGACGAAGACGAUGACGAGGAUUUAGUGGAAGAUUUGGAGGAUCGCGGUGACUUUCCUAUGAUUAUGAAGCCGCCCUCGUUCUCUUACUUGGCUUCAGGUGGCCAUGUGAUGUACUUGCCCGAAUCAAAUGAUUCUCAAUAUCAGUCGCAAGGUUUGAAUUGCAGGAGCAAUAUGGUGAUGGAUAGUGAAAAGAACUUUAGCAACAAUAUUGGAUCAAAGUAUCAUAAAAACGAUGUAGAUGAAUUUAGGAAAUCCGACAAGAACAUGGAGAAGACGAAUAAACAGCUCAAAAACUCAGCUAUUCUUAAAGAUAAAUCUUUUACGAGCGAUGGAAAGGUGAAUAACAGAUUUUCAAAAUCAUGUGAAAAUAUCUCUGAAAUGAAACAACGGAGCAUUUCGCCUACCGCUCAGCAAAAUCUGCAGGAUGACAAAGAGGUAGCGCCAGAGGUCAAGCCACCAUCGAAGAACAAUUCAAAGAGUCGAAGAUUCACGUUUCAAAGCACUGUGCGACAAAUUGAAAGGCGUAGAUUGGCGGAAAAGCUAUCGCGGGAGGCGGAAGCCAAGGAAAGACAAAGGAAAGGCGAGCUAGAGGCGAUGCGUAAGGUGGAAGAAGAAUUUCAACGCAAACGUGCCAGGGAAAAGGCCAAUAUUAGGCAGCAACUUCGCUUAUACAGUAUGGACGAGAAUAUUAGUAGUUUGCCCACUGUGUGGGACAGCUCGCAAUUAUCUCGCGCGGACCCGGACGGCGCGCCGUCAUCGUCCGCGUCAUCGCCGACUUCAGUUCCGCCGACUAAGUUGGCGACCAUGCGGAAGAGCAGUGUCAGCAGCGACGAGUAUCUGCGUAAGAGAGCGUCUAGUGCGGAUUCCAGGCAACAACAGCAGCAUCAUCAACAGCCGAGGGAGUACAAGGACUACCGGCCAAAGUAUUAUGAUUGGACGCCCACUGAAUCGUCGUCGCACCUGGAGUACAAGCAAACAACUGUGCAUCCCAAGGUGAUCUGCGACAUUCCCAAGAGCUCGGCCGUUUUCGUGGACGCACACACGACCACUAAUAAAACCGCGAAUCUCAGCUCUACGCCCAGGUCAGACAAUUACAGGAAAGAUUUUGCUCAUGGGGCCGUGGCGGCGAGAUCUUCCUUAGCGAGCAGCGACAGCGAGCUAUCGCAACCGAACACAAGACCGCAUUCCAGGCAAACCGGCGGCAAGAGUAAACCCCUCCGGUCUAGGUCGGCUAGCCCAGCACGCAGCGAGGAAGCCAUCAGCUCAGAGGACGAAAGCCCGGUGCAGCCGAUCAAACAAGAGCGAAACCCUAUGAAUGGUUUCGUAUUGAACGGAGUGCAGCCCUUUGUGAGGGAGAAGAGCUAUCGACCUAUUUCUUUCAAUCCUCAACCAUCUCCGCCUAUUCCAAGUUAGAAGGCCUUUUCAGAUCUUGAAAGUUACUCCAAAUCUUAAUAAAAUUGUGCGAAAAAAAAGAUCUGAUUUAUAUUAUACAUAUAUAUAUUUUUGUAUGAAAAAUAUCGAAUUUAGAAGGUUUUCUGUACUUUUGUACACUCGAUAUGUUUAUCUCAACCAGAAUUGCCGCAAGAUCGUUAUACAUAUAUUUUGCGUAUCAACCUAUUAAAUGUUAAGCUAUAACUUAUAUAAAUUUUAUGAAAUUUUAUAAAUUGAGAUUUUAUAAUUAACGGUUAAUAUAAUUGACAAGAUUUUAUAAUUAAAAUUUACAGAGAAAUAGAUUUUUUUAAUGCGAUUUAGAGAAUAUUCUUCGAGAACCUUAUAUUAUAUAUACUCUGCGAAUGUAUAUAACAGUCGUUGUAAUAAUGCAAUCGUGGUAAUCAUUUUUCACGUAGCAUUAUGUACGCGAAAACUAAUGUCAAAUAAUAUUUUAUAUAUGAUGUGUAACAAGUAACACGAUCUAACUCUUAACCAAAUGUGUUCCAUACAACUCUUGGUACGUUCAUCUAUUAUUUAUGUGUCGUAUUAACAAAGCAAAAACUGAAUCAAAGAUCAUAAUUUUACAUCGCGCGCGAGAUCGUUUUACACGGUACGGUUAUAAAACUGCGUCGCGAAAAAUACCAAUAAUACCGGGUACUUAUUACUUGAACAGGUUUAGGGCUAUAUUUUGUAAUUAUGUACAGGUAACAAUUGCAGGCGACUGCAAAUAUUUGCUCAUGUAAUGUAAUCAAAGAAUAAUGUUGUUAUUAAA